UGUGUGUGUGCGUGUGCAUGUGCGUGUGCGCGUUUAAAAUGAGCGAGUAACAGGGAGAAGCGGGUGUGAGGAGUUCAGUGGGCGAAUCAUGAAUCCGACUGAAUCAUAUCAGCAAGAUGAAUUGUGGGACUCGUGUGUUUCUAAUUACAUUAAAUAAGAAUAAGCAGACGAUAUGAUAGGCGGGUUCGAGCUGCUCUGAGCCACUGAUGCCAUGCUGAACUUCACAAGAGGAGCAGCUGAGAAAUAAAGCAAAAAGAUGGAUGACUGUCUUCAGAGGAGUCUGAGUGUUUUGGACCGCCUUCUCCUCACACACUCCAUCUGGCUCCAGCUGUCAAUCAACCCUGACUCCGUCCUCUGCAUCCUGCAGAGAGAGAUAGUUGGGACUUUUCUGGUGUGUAAGUGUGCAGUCACUCAGAGGAAGGUGCUCUGUGUGAGGGUUCAGGAGAGCAAUGUGUGUGUUGCACAAUAUCCCAUCCGGGAGGAAGACUCCACAUUCUCUCUGGAGAGCUCAGCCCUGAGUUUUCCUGAUUUGUGCAGAUUAGUGGCCUUUUACUGCAUUAGCAGGGAUGUGUUACCUUUCCCACUCGAGCUUCCUGAAGCUAUCGCACAGGCCACCAACCACACACAGCUAGAGAGCAUCUCACACCUUGGCUUGGAGUUCUGGAGUUCUCAGGCCUCCCCUGGCCCCCCUAACGGCCCUCCCGCCGUGUCUGUGAACUGGUCCUCCAGGCCGCGAUCGCCAUGUUUCAUCAACCCCCUCUUCCUACAGCCUUCCCAGGCAAGUCGAGGGGCUUCACACAAACGCCACAGAUUGAAACGCAGUCUGCGAGUCCGCGUGUCCACCGAGUCAUCAUUCUGCCUGACCCCUGGAGACUCCGAGUGGAACCAGGGCGACACGGAUGUGCUGAGGAGCAACGAGAGGACGACACGGAGGGCAGGCGGCCUGAGCGUGUUGAGAAGAACUGCUGCUCUGGCACCUACCUCAGAAGAAGAGGAUGAGCAGAUGCUGGGAGAGGUGCCUCCAACAUCAGCCCCACAGCCAGAAAAGGCAGAGCUUAAGGACAUACCACAGGAUGAGGGGCUCUGCUUGGCACUGGAGCGACGUCAUGCUCCGUCUCUCGCCGAGCUGGACAGCAACAGUUCCUUCAGCAGCCUGGAAGAGGAGGAGUCGCAGCCGGACUCAGCCCUGCAGUGGCCUCCCCUCACACGGGGCACCCGUUUCCCUGUCGCCAACCCUGCCUCCACCCUACGCCGCAUGAGUGCUGCAUUUGUGUGUGUUUUUGCUCCUGAGCGGCGUGUAGCCCGGCUGGUUGACGAGCUGUCCCGAGACAGGCGCUCUGCAUUUGGAUCACUGGUCCAGGAUUUCUUACUAAAGCAGAAGGAAGAAAUGAAGGUGCCGAGUUGGAGCUCAGCCGUGGAGCUGCUUCAGGGAUUGAGGAGGUUCCUUUCCCAGGCCAAGAGUCUGCUUCUGGAGGCUGGAGAACUGGAACCUCCCAUAGAGACCCUGGUGCCUGAGAAUGAGAAAGAGCUGGCUUUGGAGAAGGCUUUGUUUGGUUGUGUACUGAAACCACUGAAAGUUCAGCUGGGCCAGGUGCUGCUCUCGCUCCACACACAGGACGGCACUCUCCAGAGAUUCACUAACAGCCUGCAGGCCUGUCAGGAGGGGGCGCUACAGCGCCUGGGUGUACGCGUGGCAGUCCUGGAUGCUCAAGGUGUGGAGAGAGCAAAGAAGAAGCUCAGUCUAAUGCAGAGAAGCCACUCACCUAUAGACAAAGUGCUGCUUCUGCUACAGGUGUGCAAGAGUGUGUACAAGGCCAUGGGAGCACAAUCUGAACAGGAAUUCAGCUCGGAGGAUUUCCUGCCUGCUCUGUCCUAUGUGGUGGUUCAGUGUAACAUCCCACAACUGCUGCUGGAGACGGAGUACAUGAUGGAGCUGCUGGAGUCGUCUUGGCUGUCAGGAGAAGGAGGGUACUACUUGACGAGCAUCUAUGCCAGCCUGUGCCUAAUCCAGAGCCAGCCUGGUACCCCGUGUCCUGGCGGUUUAACCAAUGAGGCCCAGGAGUAUCUGAGAGAAUGGAGCAAGAGAAGAUCCCAGGAGGCCAAACUCCAUAAAGAGAGCCAGCAGAAUCAGAGGUUUGUGCGUAUUCUUUUCCAGAACACUGAGUGCUGCGCAGCCCGUACUCUCCAUUGGAAAGCAGGCGAGAGUGUGGAAGUGUUAACCCGAACCUGCGCAGAGGUGUUUGCCAUAAACGAGCCCCAGCAUUAUUGUCUGUUCUGGAGGAAUGGAGGGGAGAUGCAUCCUGUUCCUCUACACACACAGCCUCAUGAGCUGGGUGCCCCCACCCUAUCCUACCUCCGCAAAGAUCAUGACUUCAGCAAGAUGCGCAGGCUGACCAGAGGUGGCGCUGUGGAUCUCGAGGAGUCUGCAUGUGAGGAAUAAGGACUGCACUUUGCUGGGCUUGUUUUCCACAGUGAUGUAGUAUGAGGGCCUAUGAAGAAAGUGUGUGUGUGUGUGUGUGUGUGUGUGUGUGUAUUUCAGGCCUGGCAAGAACUGAUGAUCAGUUAGGUUGCACGUCAGUACGCCACUGAAGAAAUAGAAAGCUCAUGCACUGAAGUUAGAUUAAUGGAGAAAGAUACUUGGUAAUAAUGCUUAAAGCAAUAGUUGCCAGUAAAGGGUACAAAAAUAGCCUAUAGCCUACUUUUAAAUUACCUGCUACACAGAAUAUAAAUACUGUAUGUGUAGUUCUGUUGUCUUUAGAGUGGUUGCCAAGAUUCUCUGCUGAAUUUCAAUACCAAAGUGUUGAACAUGAUUCCUUUAUACAGCAUCUUUUUUAACAGGUGGAUGAAUAAAUAAGUAUAUAUAUAUAUGUAUAUUUUGUACAUUUACAUGUACGCAUCUGAGAUGCCCCAAGUGUCAGUAUUCUGUAGAGUCAGUAAAAAAACAUUAGGCUCUUUCAGCUGUAUUGUAGUGCUUUAAUAUAUAUGUAGGAGAAAACAAAGCAUUUCCGGUCUUGUAAAUAGGUAUAGUUCCAGUGUUUUGAGGUUGUCUUUGGUAUCUUUUUAAACAGUAAACUGGAAAAUUGUACUGUAAUUUAUUUUUGAGCACCUUUAUUUUGCUCAGUACUGACCGAAUGAAAUAAUGUCAACCUUACAGACUUGGGUAAAUUUGGUAAGUUGCAUUAACCUAGUAAUUGUAUUUGAAUUGUGUAAAUAAUCUCUAAGAUUAUACUGCUGAAUUUUUGUCAUAGUGAAUUUUCCAGUCAUUCCUUCGAAGAUGUGGCUGGACUGUGCAGCUGUACUGUGUUGCAUUCGCUGAAUGUGCUUUAAUGGUAACACCCCAUGGUGCUUUAAGUGAUCGCAUAAACAUGCUAAAUGGAUUGACUGGGUUUUGCUGUGUGAACUGACCGUCUUAUCCUGUUUUACUGGAUCUCAUGCAGACGCUGAACUUUGUAACACUUUAUUGCCAUGGUGUAUUGUAUGAACUUAUUCUACUUGAGUGUUCAUUUAAUUUCUGUGAGGAAAAUUUCAACAAUCAGUACAAAUUGACUUUAUAUUUGGAAUGAUGUGUUUGAAAUAUGUGAUCUCUGCAUGCAGCCAGUUGUAAUGAGGUGCCGCCAAUGUCAUAUGCGCAUGUUUGAAUUGCUAAAGUGCAAAUCUUAGUUUUUUUCCUCAUUGCACUGGUAUGACUGUGCUGUAUUUUACUUCAGUAACAAAGAACAUUAAAUCUUUGUGGAUGCUAA
This is a messenger RNA of Pangasianodon hypophthalmus (striped catfish), 3740 nucleotides long. It is a transcript of the gene rin1b, whose product is annotated as Ras and Rab interactor 1b. NCBI's taxonomy places the organism in Eukaryota, Metazoa, Chordata, Actinopteri, Siluriformes, Pangasiidae. The transcript is spliced from 11 exons. Gene Ontology annotation, biological process: vesicle-mediated transport. Bases 257 to 2440 code for a protein of 727 amino acids. Gene Ontology annotation, molecular function: small GTPase binding; guanyl-nucleotide exchange factor activity. Gene Ontology annotation, cellular component: cytosol; endocytic vesicle. The record is from RefSeq and is a predicted model, not a curated record.